This is a messenger RNA of Cucurbita maxima (winter squash), 1211 nucleotides long. Its product is annotated as josephin-like protein. The transcript has 2 exons. Gene Ontology annotation, molecular function: cysteine-type deubiquitinase activity. Gene Ontology annotation, biological process: protein deubiquitination. The record is from RefSeq and is a predicted model, not a curated record. Bases 320 to 874 code for a protein of 184 amino acids. Lineage: Eukaryota; Viridiplantae; Streptophyta; Magnoliopsida; Cucurbitales; Cucurbitaceae.
UUUGGGGGGAAAUCAGAAGAGAUCCCGCCGAAUCGAAUAGCGAGUUCGGAAACUCCGAGACCAGCCGAUUUCUUCUAAGUCGAAAUCCAUCGCCGCCCUUCUACCCGAAGUUUGUGGCGGCUCAUGCUCUCUCCGUCGGUGAAGUACAAUUCCUUGAUCGUAUUUGAAACGAGUUCAGGUUUGACGUUUUUGUUUUCUACUCAACGAAUGCCACAGUUCUGAAUCUGAACCUAGAUUCAGAGAUUCGUAGCUCUUCCUGCUUCCUAAAUAGGAUUUUUAGAGAUUUCGGACUGAGAGUUUGAGAUCUAAGACUUAGACGAUGGCGAGCGAGGAUUGCCGAGUUUAUCACGAGAGGCAAAAGCUACAGUUCUGCCUCUUGCACGCACUCAAUAACCUCUUUCAGGAAAAUAAUGCAUUUACGCGAGCGCACUUAAAUGCAAUUGCUGAAAAGCUUGUGCUCGACGAGCCAAACAAAGAACCUUGGACGCCAUUAUCAUUUGUCUUUAAGCCUCAUCACAACUCAGUAACUGGAAACUAUGAUAUAAAUGUCCUAAUUUCAGCUCUGGAAGAGAAAGGGAAGAGUGUGGUGUGGCAUGAUCAUCGGAAUGGAGCUUCUUCAAUCGAUUUGGAUGGGCCUGAGGCUACUCAUAAACUUAUGGGAAUUGUGCUUAACGUCCCAGUUAGAAGGUUUGGUGGCAUUUGGAAAAGCAGGCACUGGGUUGCUCUGAGAAAGAUCAAUGAAUUAUGGUAUAAUUUGGACAGUGAUCUGCCUACUCCUCAUACGUUUAAGGAUACUGACGAAGUAAGACAAUUUUUGGAUAAUGUGAUCAAUGACAAUGGGGAAAUUUUGCUUGUUAUGAAUGACAGGAACUAAAUCUCCUCCAUAGGAUACUCGUGUUUGUGCUUGAAUCAAAUGUAAAAUUAAAAUCAUAGCUGGUUUGUGUUGGCUGUUUUUUCUGCAACUUGUUUGGCAUACUGAGAUUUACUUGGCUUGAGUUUAUGUUUUUGAUUAUUUCACAUUGCUGAUAAAGAGGGGAAAUGAUUUGAAGUGAAAAGCAAUGAGAAACGGUUCAUGUCUGAGUUUUGCACCUAAAAGCCAAAUGAAGACGAUUAUCUUUAGUUGGAUCCUGAAUUUGCUAAGCUGCUGGCAAAACUGCCAUCAGAUGGAAUGGCGCCAGGUAUUUUACAGAGCAGAAUGGUUUGUUAUGAUU